AAUUAAUAAACCUUCGUCACCAAACCAUUUAGUCUCUCUCUCAUCUGCAGCUAUAAAAACCAACCCCUUUCUCUCUACUGGUCCACCUACUUCGUCUGCCUUAUUCCGCAUCUCUCUUAAAACUUUUCUCUCUCUCGAGCAAUCCGUCAAAACCAUGUCUGCCUUCACCAGCAAAUUCGCCGGCAAGCUUUUCGUUGAUAUCUUGAAGGAAGGAGGAGUUCUUCCCGGUAUCAAAGUCGACAAGGGUACCGUUGAGCUAGCCGGAACCAACGGUGAGACAACCACUCAGGGUCUCGACGGUCUCGGUGAGCGAUGCAAGAAGUACUACGAGGCUGGUGCCCGUUUCGCCAAGUGGCGUGCGGUCCUCAAGAUCGGCGAGAACGAGCCAUCAGAGCACUCGAUCCACGAGAAUGCCUACGGAUUAGCCAGAUACGCCGUCAUCUGCCAAGAGAACGGUCUCGUACCCAUCGUCGAGCCCGAGAUCCUUGUCGACGGAUCCCAUGACAUCCACAAGUGUGCCGCCGUCACCGAGCGUGUCCUCGCAGCUUGCUACAAGGCUCUUAGCGACCACCACGUCUUGCUCGAGGGAACUCUCUUGAAGCCCAACAUGGUCACUCCUGGAUCAGACGCCGCCAAGGUUGCACCAGAGGUCAUCGCUGAGCACACCGUCCGUGCCCUUCAGAGAACCGUCCCAGCGGCCGUUCCAGCCAUCGUGUUCUUGUCCGGUGGACAGAGCGAGGAGGAAGCAACCAAGAACUUGAACGCGAUGAACCAGUUGAAGACGAAGAAGCCAUGGUCAUUGUCUUUCUCGUUCGGGCGUGCGUUGCAACAGAGCACAUUGAAGACGUGGGCAGGCAAAGAGGAGAACGUGAAGGCCGCUCAAGAGGCGUUGUACGUGAGGUGCAAGGCUAACUCUGAAGCCACUCUUGGAACCUACAAGGGUGAUGCUAAGCUCGGUGAUGGAGCCGCAGAGAGCCUUCACGUGAAGGACUACAAGUACUGAGAGUCGUCGUCGUCGAUGGGUUUCUGUUGUGACGUCAUCAUCACCCUCGAUAUAUUUCUAGGGGUUUUUACUUUUUUUCUAUUGACAUUAUCGGAUCAACGAUACGUUUCGAUUUUUGUUUUGAGUUUCGUUUCGAUUUGUGUUUUUGAUUUUCGGAUUGGGUGUUUUCUUUUUUAGAAUUGAGUGUUUAAGAAACGCCCAAAUAAAAAGCCAUUUGAGGUUAUUUCUGUUGAACUCUUUUGGGGAUUUGAAAACAGUUUUAUGUUGAUUUUCCGCUAAUUGAGCUUAGUUUACGAUUGCAUUUCUUUCGGAUUUUGUAUAAUCCAUUGUUAAAUUUAUAUAUUCUCCAACUCGUCAGCCUUGUCUAGCA
Messenger RNA from Thlaspi arvense, 1373 nucleotides. NCBI's taxonomy places the organism in Eukaryota, Viridiplantae, Streptophyta, Magnoliopsida, Brassicales, Brassicaceae. The record is from the annotation of a GenBank genome assembly.